Molecule: messenger RNA, 3462 nt
Organism: Protopterus annectens (West African lungfish)
Lineage: Eukaryota; Metazoa; Chordata; Ceratodontiformes; Protopteridae
Product: beta-galactosidase-like
Exons: 19
Coding region: 97-2058 (653 amino acids)
Biological process (GO): carbohydrate metabolic process
Cellular component (GO): vacuole
Molecular function (GO): beta-galactosidase activity
Source: RefSeq, a predicted model, not a curated record
AAUUCUCGUCCUUUGCAAAUGAGGCGUGUUCAUACUUUUGUCAGCCGACUUUUACUUCAACGAUCAUAAGACUUGCAUUUUAUUCCGUAGCGCAGGAUGGCUUCGUUUGUUAGUGUGUUUUGUCUCUCUCACUUGCUCUUUCUAACGAUAAUCAGUACAUUAACAUGGACUGCUAGUGCAAAGCGAACAUUUCAGAUUGAUUAUGAGAAUAACUGUUUCAAGAAGGAUGGAGAGUCAUUUCGAUACAUCUCUGGCAGUAUUCACUAUUCACGGGUGCCUCAGUACUACUGGAAGGACCGUUUACUGAAAAUGUAUAUGGCAGGACUUAAUGCAGUUCAGACGUAUGUACCUUGGAACUUUCAUGAAGUUAUGCCAAAAAAGUUUGUUUUUGAUGGAGACAGGGAUUUGGAACACUUUUUACAGCUGGCUAACGAUUCUGGAUUGUUGGUAAUUUUAAGACCCGGUCCAUACAUCUGUGCUGAAUGGGACAUGGGAAGCUUGCCUGCGUGGAUAUUAAAGAAAGAUAGUGUUGUUCUUCGUUCUAGUGACCCAGAUUAUCUUGCAGCUGUGGACCAGUGGAUGAAUGUACUGCUACCAAAAAUUAGACCUUUACUAUAUAAUAAUGGAGGACCAAUCAUAUCUGUACAGGUAGAAAAUGAGUAUGGGAGUUACUUUGCGUGUGACCAUGAUUAUCUCCGCCAUCUUGUAAAACUUUUCCGAUAUCAUCUUGGUGAUGAAGUUGUUCUGUUUUCAACUGAUGGCUCGUCAUUGCAUAAUGUUCAGUGUGGAACUGUUGAUGGACUCUACGCAGCAGUUGACUUUGGACCAACUGAAGAUAUUACCAAAUGCUUUGAAGUUCAGAGGCAUUUUGAGCCCAAAGGACCAUUGAUAAACUCUGAACUGUAUACAGGCUGGCUUGAUCACUGGGGUGAAAAGCAUCAGGUUGUUGCCACAAGUGUCAUAACCAGAGCUCUAGAUACAGUUCUUGGACUUGGAGCAAAUGUUAACAUGUACAUGUUUAUAGGAGGAACCAAUUUUGGAUAUUGGAAUGGUGCAAACACUCCAUAUGCAGCCCAGCCCACUAGCUAUGAUUACGAUGCCCCAUUAUCUGAAGCAGGGGACUUAACUGUUAAAUACUUUGCUAUAAGAGAAGUUAUUAGGAAGUAUGGAAAGAUACCUGAUGGCACAAUUCCUGCCAGGACAGAAAAAUACUCUGUUGGUGCUUUAAAAGAGAACAAGAUCCACAUUCUGUCUGAGAUGCUUGAUGUACUGUGUCCCUCAGGACCAGUGAAGAGUGUUUAUCCUUUAAACUUUGUUCAACUGAACCAGUAUUUUGGAUUUGUGCUGUAUAGAACUUUACUGCCAAAGGACUGCAGCAGCCCAACAUCACUCUCUUCUCCAUUAAAUGGAGUUCAUGAUCGUGCCUAUAUCACGGUGGAUGGGGUACCACAGGGAGUUCUUGAAAGAGAUAAAAUGCUUUCCAUAAACAUAACUGGGAAAUCUGGAGCAACACUUGACAUACUUGUGGAAAACCAAGGCCGGGUCAACUUUGGCAAAUACAUUAAUGAUUUUAAGGGCCUAGUAACAAAUCUUACUUUAGGUGAAGAUUUAUUGACUGGCUGGACCAUGUACCCAUUACGUAUUGAUGAUGCUGUAGGCCAAGGCCUGAAGGAAAAGAGUCAUAAAUCAUUCCUAAGCUCUACAUCCUCAACUUUUUCUGCACCUGCAUUUUAUAUUGGCAGUUUUGACAUUCCAAGUGGAAUUCCAGACCUACCUCAGGACACAUUCAUCAACUUCCCAGGGUGGACCAAGGGGCAAAUAUGGAUCAAUGGUUUUAACUUGGGUCGUUACUGGCCUGCAAGAGGUCCCCAGAUAACUCUGUAUGUUCCCAGGCACAUUCUCUCUACUUCUGCACCAAACAACAUUACAGUGUUGGAACUGGAAAAAUCCCCAUGUGAUGUCAAACCUUGUGUUGUAGAGUUUGUGGAUACACCUGUUCUGAAUGCCACAGUUUCUAACAUUUUCCCUGGUAGAAAGCUCUUUGCAGGAGGUCACUAAAUGAUGGACUUUUAAUGCUGUAAUACAUUUUGUACACGGUUCUUAUUUAGAUACUAUUGUGUUCAGAUAUUCAUUCUUGGUGAUUAACAAAACAGGAAAAUGUUGAGCUAAAUGUAUUUGAUCUAUCCUGGCACUUAUUUUUAACAGUGCAGAACUAUAUGCAGAUCUCAGGGACUUUCAUUUGUACUGUUCAGUGGGCUUUCAGUCAGAAGUGAGAACUGAUUGGUAUGUUUUUGAAGUGAACCAAUGUAUUCAUCGUGAAAACCAUCUGACAUCCAGUCUUUGUAAAUAUGUGAUACUGUGGUAAUUUAAAAUGGGCAAGUGGGAUCACAAGAUACAGUAAAGGUGUGGGGGGAAAUGGUUGUUUUUCCAUUAGCCUGCUUGCUUUCUCAGGGUAUCAGAAACAAUUUCCUUGAACUGGUGAGCUCUGUGACAAAAAAGGGGGGGGGGACCCAAUCUUAUACAAACACUUCCUUAUAAAUGCUUCAAGUAGUUUGCACUUUUGACAUUUUUAAAACAUUUGAGUGAAAGUGGCUUCAUCUUUUCCUGCACUACUCUGCAGUGUUGACUGUUCUGAGUUUCAAAGCCAAAUUAUGGAUUCAUUCUAUUAUAUUUUCUUUCAUUGUAACUUAUUCUUUGGGACAAGUAAAGCAUGCUCAGGCCUUCAUAGUUGAAACAGUUUUUGGUUCUUUAGGUGUGAUACUCACGUUAUGUUAUAGAAAAGGGAAUGCAUUUUACUGUGAGUUUAUCACCAAAUGAAUCUUAUUUUUCCCUAGUGUCAUAAGAUUCCAAAACUGGUGGCACUGAGAUAGUGGUAUUAGACACCCAUCGCUUUACACAGUUUAUUUCUGAAUUCCCACUUUAAUAUAGCUGAACUUCAGCCAGGUGUCAGAUGAGCUGAAUUGUCAGUAUAACAUAACGCACUUUCAUUAAUCACUCAGCUUGCACAGUGCUUUGUUCCCAGAUAGUCGUGAUAUGCACACAACACAUUCAGCAAGGCAGACUGAUGGUGGGUGACAAAUUCUCAACAUGUGCCUUUUUCUUUUUUAAAUCUUUUUUUUUUUUUUUUUUUUUUUUUUUUUUUUGCAUAAGCUCAGACUCUCAUAGUAGAAAACAUGUUUUUCUGUUUGUUUUUUCUUUUAAUUUGCAAAUAGCUGUUGUAUUCUCUUCAAUACUUGUCACAUCAUUUGUUGUAUUUUAUGGUUGCAUUUGCAAGUUGGAUUUUAGAAUUUACUGUGAAGUUCUGUCUUACUAUGGGAAUUUCACUGUGCAAAGUCUUGCUGUGUGAGGUGUUUUAAAGUCAGUGUGUAAGUGCUCAGUCUCUGUUAAAAGUGAUUCAGAAUAAUGUUUUUUGCGUAAUAUAAUUAUAUAGUGACAAAAAUAAAGAAUGUUGUUGUCCAGGGA